Molecule: messenger RNA, 1260 nt
Organism: Dendrobium catenatum
Lineage: Eukaryota; Viridiplantae; Streptophyta; Magnoliopsida; Asparagales; Orchidaceae
Product: probable carboxylesterase 2
Exons: 1
Coding region: 86-1051 (321 amino acids)
Molecular function (GO): hydrolase activity
Source: RefSeq, a predicted model, not a curated record
AGCCUCAACUAGCUAUCCACAUCUGAUAGGCGCCCAAUACAGCCAAUUUCUCGCCUCUUCCAAGUUCCAACCUUCCAGCGAAACUAUGAACUCCUCCGCCGCUUCCUUUGACUCCGACGACGUGGUGUUUCAAUUGCCCGGAUCCAUCCGCCUUUACCGCAGUGGCCGCGUGGAGCGCAUUUACCGCGACGAGCUCGUCCCUCCGUCCCUCGACCCAACUACCGGCGUCCAAUCCAAAGACGUCACCAUCAACCCCACCACCAACCUCUCCGCUCGCCUCUACCUCCCGCCCUCGGCUACCUCCAUCCCAAAAAAGCUCCCUGUUUUCCUCACCAUCCACGGUGGCGGCUUCUGCCUCUUCCGUUCCUCCUCCUCCAUCUACCACAGCUACGUCAAUUCCCUCACCGCUAAAGCUGGCAUCCUCUCCGUUUCAGUAGACUACCGCCUCGCGCCUGAGAACCCUCUCCCCGCCGCCUACGACGACUGUUGGGAAGCGCUGGAGUGGGUUUUCGCCGCCGAAGACCCUUGGCUGUCAAAUUUUGGCGAUUUAGAAAGGGUUUUCAUAGGCGGAGAAAGCGCCGGCGGGAACAUAGUGCACAACCUGGGAAUAAGGCUUGGUGGAGAGGGGAAGAAGGUGGAAGGACUGGUGAUGAUUCAUUCUUUCUUUUGGGGGAAGGAUAGGAUUGGAAAUGAGGGGGUAGAAAGCGGGAAGAAGGAAAGCCUCAAGGCGGAGGAUAUCGAUGCGCUGUGGCUUACUGUGUGUCCGGAGACGACGGGGCUUGACGACCCGCGGAUCAAUCCGGUGGUGGAGGGUGCGCCGAGCCUGGCGACGUUGGGUUGCCGGAGAGUGCUGGUGUGCGUUGCGGAGCUGGAUAUCUUGAGGGAGAGGGGGAGGGUUUACUUCGAGAAGUUGAAGGAGAGCGGGUGGGAAGGGGAGGCGGAGUUUCUGGAGUCGGAAGGGGAGGAUCAUUGCUUCUUCUUUAUGAAGCCUGGGAGCUUGAAGGCGGAGGAGUUCAUGGAGCGGAUGGUCAGCUUCUUCAACAAAUCUUGAUUCUGCUAUCUUUUCACCCAUAUAAUAAAAUAUAAGCGUCUCAGCUGUUUGUGUUGGCUCGUGCUGAGUUGAAGUAGAUGCUUCGAUCUCUAUGUUUCACAAUGUUAUCUUGGAAUCUUUCAGAUUAUAUGAAUGCAAUUGCGAGUUAUAAUGUUUUAAUGGCGUCAGAUUUUAUGAAUGAAAUACAUAAUUUUGAUUUUCGCUGUGUA